CUUACUACAUUUUUAUAAUUUUACAGUAUAUCAUAAUUGAAGAAAAAUGAUGGAAGAGAGUGGAAUAGAGACAACACCACCUGGAACUCCUCCACCAAAUUCUGCAGCAGGACUGGCUGCUGCUGCUGCUUCUGCUGCUGCUACUGCUGCUUCUGCUGCGAUGUGUUCCACCCCCGUUCCUUUAGCUGCAACCAGUUCUUUUUCUUCUCCAAAUGUAUCUUCUGUGCAGCCCCUGCCACCACACGCAUCCUCUACCCCUCAGCCAUCCCUUCCUCCUGUGAGGCCUUCAGCAUCAUUGCCUUUUGUGCCUCCUUCACCAGUUCCUUCUGCUCCACCACUUGUUACUGCUAUACCACCUCCUGUGUCUCCACCAACUGCCGCUGCCUUUAGUAAUCCUCCUUUAUCCCCCUUCCCAACUUCAACUUCUGCCCCAAGUACUCUUCCAUCUGCGCCCCCUUCGGGUCCUCCUACAUCAGGAUUUUCUGUCGGAUCAGCGUAUGACAUUACAAGGGGACAUGCAGGAAGAGCUCCCCAGACACCCCUGAUGCCGUCAUUUUCUGCACCUCCAGUAACGGGUAUUUUGCCAGCCCCCAUUACUCAGCAAGCCAGUUUGACACCUCUGGCCCCGGGAACUGAAACCACCUCAGCCAUUACUUUUCCAGAGGAACAAGAAGAUCCUAGAAUUGUUAGAGAUCAGGAUGAAGCAUCUGCGAGUGGACUCUGGGGUUUUAUCAAGGGUGUAGCUGGGAAUCCUAUGGUGAAAUCUGUGCUUGAUAAAACAAAACAUUCUGUAGAAAGCAUGAUUACAACGCUGGACCCUGGCAUGGCUCCAUAUAUCAAAUCUGGAGGUGAACUGGAUAUUGUAGUGACCUCAAAUAAAGAAGUAAAAGUUGCUGCUGUCCGAGAUGCCUUCCAGGAGGUCUUUGGCUUAGCUGUGGUUAUGGGGGAAGCUGUUCAGUCCAAUAUUGCCCCACAACCAGUGGGCUAUGCAGCUGGAUUAAAAGGUGCCCAGGAACGGAUAGAUACCUUGCGUCGAACUGGAGUGAUCCAUGAGAAACAGAUUGCUGUGUCAGUAGAAAACUUUAUUGCAGAAUUGCUUCCUGACAAAUGGUUUGAUAUUGGCUGUUUGAUAGUUGAAGAUCCUGUCCAUGGCAUUCAUCUAGAAACAUUUACACAAGCUACACCAGUGCCUUUGGAAUUCGUACAACAGGCUCAAAGUCUAACUCCCCAGGACUACAACCUGAGGUGGUCAGGCCUUUUGGUGACAGUGGGCGAAGUCCUGGAAAAGAGUUUAGCAAAUGUCAGCCGGACUGAUUGGCACCUGGCUUUCACUGGCAUGUCACGUCGACAGAUGAUCUACAGUGCAGCCAAAGCAAUAGCGGGCAUGUAUAAACAGCGCCUGCCCCCCAGGACCGUGUGAGAGACCUACCUAGAUCCUGAGACAUCCCCACCUUGAGCUUGGUGGUGAAGAAGACAUUUACUUUCUGAAAUUGGAUAGCAUCAGUGAUCCAGCAGUUUUGGUAAUUUUCCUAUAGGCUGCAGUUUUUCUUUCCCUUUAAAAAGCCAUGGUGUCAUGUCAGCAAAUGAAAGGAAACAGAUCCUUUCUAUGAUCAUUUAAUUACCUGUACUAUAGUUCUCAAAUAUAUAAGUAUUUUUAUAGGACAAUUUGAUACCAGAUUUAGAGUACAAAUUCAUGUGUUAAGAAAUGUAACUUGAUAUGUACUUGAUUAUUUUGUUUUUCAUAACAUAGUUAAUGACAUACUCGUUGAAUAUUCUUUAAAAGCAUUGUUUCUUUUAAUUCAAGAUUAAUCUGUCAUUCUUUGAAGGUUUUUUUGUGUGUGCACAUGAUCUCAGGUCUGAUACUGAGUGUCUGCUCAACAAUUUAGCCUAAAACACCUACCUGUAGAGAGAUGGUGCACAUUUUGUUUGCAUAGUUUUAACAUGGGCCAAAACAACAGAAUGGAUCAUUUUCUCUUUGGUUAUCAUGUACACACAUAGUGUGAAUAAUUCUAUAUUUUUCUUUUUAAAUAACUUCUGGCAUCUUACAGAUUUAUACUCUGAUCAUUAGGGUAAUACAUUUUACUUUUUGAUUGUUAUGUGACAACUAAAUGGCAAAUGAUUCGAGUAUUUUUUAAAUCAGAAGCAUUUGAGUUAUUUUCUUAAUACUGCUAUUCAGUAUUUCCUAGUAAAUUCUGACAACAGCCAUUAUUUCUAAUUCCAUUCAUAUUUUUCCAUUGUAAUGGAGAAAUUUUGGGAGGGAAUUACUUUGUUGUUAAUGGGAUUGUAUGCUUCUUAUUUAAUUAAGGUUACUUCUGACUAAGUUUGCCUUAAACACUACUUUUCCAACUUGCUGCAUUCUGCCUUUACUUUUAAUGGAAUUUUUCAAAGAAACUUUUAUAUGCAAUCUGGUUUAUUUAGUCCAUUAUCUUGGUACUUAGUGAAACUUUUUCUCCCAAAUAUAUUUACCAUUUUUGUGUUUUAUAUAAAUCAAAAAUAAAUAGUUUGUCUUACACUUUUAAACUCUAUAUAUGCAAGUUUAAAUAACACUUGAGAUAGUUUCUUAUAUAAAUGUAAUUUAUUUACUCUUCUAUGCAGUUUUUAGAGAUAAAAGAAUUAGCACAAUCUUAUAAAGGGUGUUAAAGCUCUUCUUAUCCUGCACUGUCAUUACACAUAAGGUUUGCUUUGUAUUUUUGCAGUUUUUUACCUGGGGCUGAAUGAAUAAGUAUUCAGUGAAAUUCAAGCUGUCAUUCAAAGUAAUGAGAGAAAAGAGAUGAAACCAGUUGUGGCAUAAUAGGGACAGAAUACUUAUUUCCUCUUUGUUUUCUCCAUCUUUCAUGAAUAAGAGAAGCCUUUCUCUACCAUUUGUAUUUGUCCUUUAUUUUCAAAAGCUCCCUUUUCUAAUAGUAUUUUAUCAUGGCAUGGCCUGAUGACUAAUUAUGAUUAUGGAUGAAGGAAAGUAUUCCUAAUUAAAAUACUUUUGCUACUUCCCUUCUAUUACUGGGAAAUUUUACAGAUCCUAAAAGUAACUCAUUAUCUCUCUCACACCACAGCAGCGUUAGCAAGGCAGUCUGCUAGUGUUGGUGUUUUGGUGCUCACCAUCGAUUUAAGACCAUGGUCCUUUUACCCAUCAUCCAACUUCCCUCUGUUCUUUUCUCUUUCUGCUCAUCUCCUUACAACUCCCACACUAGCAUUUCUUAGAGUUGGACUGGGAGCUGUUGGCUUUUUUCCUCCCUCAAGCUUCUUAGGAAAGAAAACUUGUCUUCCACACAGUCCUUUACUGCUAUUGUUUUGGUCAAGUUUGUGAUUUAUUUAUUUUUCCUGAAGUGCUCCAGUAACUACUUACUGAAUUUUAUAAGUUUAUACAUGUCUUCGUUUUAAUUAGUGUGAAAGAGAACAGGUAAAAAUGCAGGAAGAGUAAUUUAACAUCAACCUCAGUUGACAGAGGUACUCAGAUUAUUCAAUUCAAGAUCUUCCUGUUACUAAGUUUAUCCAGCAACCCUGGACCUAGAACUGUGCCACAGACUUAUGGAGUUGGAAAGCUUUAGGCAAUACUAGUGGUUUUCUCUUCUGAUCUCUUAUCAUUAUUACUUCCCCACUCUUUGUUCCUCUUUCUCUCAAGGAGUAAUGAAGUAAGAAAUUGAGAUGAAUGAAUAUAUACAAAAUGGUAGUAGAUAAGAGUACAUACAGAUGAACAAGUAGGUAAGAGUACCGAUGAACAUGUAUUAUGUACAUCUAUUAAAAAUUAUGUAAAUUAGUGACAUACUCAGGGUCAACUAAAUUACUUUAAUAUGUUGUUGGAUUUAUUUUAUUCCUUGGCUAGAAAAAAUUCUUAACAGGAAUUUAUGUUCUGUGAAGCCAAACUUUCUAUGUUCUAGAACAGUGGUUCUCAACCUUCCUAAUGCCACAACCCUUUAAUACAGUUCCUCAUGUUGUGACCCCCAA
This is a messenger RNA of Myotis brandtii (Brandt's bat), 3942 nucleotides long. RefSeq names its product proline-rich coiled-coil 1 (gene PRRC1). Lineage: Eukaryota; Metazoa; Chordata; Mammalia; Chiroptera; Vespertilionidae. Gene Ontology annotation, biological process: activation of protein kinase A activity. The transcript has 8 exons. Bases 47 to 1420 code for a protein of 457 amino acids. Gene Ontology annotation, cellular component: cytoplasm. Gene Ontology annotation, molecular function: protein kinase A regulatory subunit binding. The record is from RefSeq and is a predicted model, not a curated record.